CUUGUCUUCCUCUAUUCUUGACCCCAUCUCCAAGACAGUGCAGCCUCAUGCAAGUCUGGCUUUGGGACACGCUAGGAUUUUUUCAUGUUGUGGUUUUGUUGGGGUAGUUUCCAUCUAUAUGUCCGCUAGAACUGGUCACCAGACCAGAGUGUGUGUGUCACAUCUCAUUCUGUUUGUUGACCAAGUGUGAUUCCCCGCCAUCGCCCAUGGUCUUGAUGUCAUGGAAUGUGUUGGACAGAAUAAACAACAACACUAGUUACACAAGUCUAGUUACACAAAUAAGUUUGAUCCAGGAGUUGAGUAGACGGUGUAGAAAAGUAGACGGUGACCUACGGAAGCAUGAUCCUCUUUUGUGACAUACUGCAUGCUUGUUUUGUGUUUUGCCUUUGGCCUAUUGGACUUUGUGGGGUUAGUUGUGUUUGUAUUUUUCAUUUCUCCAGCCCAGCAACCUUGUGAUUGUGACUUUUCUCCGUCGGUGCUAUAAGCGUCUCAUACCUUGUUUUGUCCUGGUAUUUUUCAGUGCAGUAGUGAUUGUUGAGCCACACAGUUGACUCCUUCAGCUGCAUAACUUUUUAGAAAUAGUUUUUGGCUCGGUUUGGUUUUGUAUUUUCCUACAAUCAAAUCAUUUUUUAACUUUUAAGCCUCCAUUUUGAGCUAUUUCCUCACCCAGAUCCCUCAUCAGCAGAAACGUCUCAGGUGUAUCCAGUUUUCAGCUGACAAGACACCACCAUCCAAAUGAGUGAAAUUAUAAGUUGUCAUUGGCUGCAGAACCAAACUCACAAUUUCCUUUACUGUUUUGAAAAUCAAAUCCAGGCUAAAACAAAGUUGGAAAGAAAGGAUGCUCCAGUCCACUGAAAAAGAGCUACGUGGUACAAUGCAGAUAGCAGAAAUGUAUUUCUUCACAUCCUAAAUCGUCCAGUGGUUUCAGUAAUAAUAAUAAAAAAACAGCGUGACAGCAUUAACAAUGAUAUGUUGAAGAUCUUGGACCGUGUUAGCGUCUAGACCAGGAAGGUUAAACUACUAUUGGACAAAUUGUUUUCCCUGCUGUGCUUGUGAUGGAUUCCCACUCUUAUUGUGGCAAAGUUGUCGGUCUGGGAAGACGGCCACACUCUUUGAUUCUGAAAUAUUGUCCAGAAACAGAUGUUCUCCACUAAUGUUCCGCAAAGCUCAACAUUCCAGCUAUCAAAGUCAAUUGUGCAAUGAAAUAUGCUGCAGAAUGUCCAAUUCUUUUAUCGCUGGAGGGGGUGAAAACCGUGUUUGACCACAGUUCUGUUUUCAACUAUUAAUCUCUGUCUUUUAGAGGGCAGCAACCUAAUUUUGUUCAAACAACUCUUUGUUUUGGAAAAUCAAUAAUGAACAAAAGAGAUAUAGCCUUCUUUUUCUUCGGAAAUAUAGGAAUAAACAUCAGCUUGGUGCUUUCUUCACAUCUGAACAGUCGACUAUAGGAUUGGUUAUUUUGUGAAGUGCACCAGGAGAAGAUGCACAAGUGUAUUUCUGUUCUUUACAGUCCUGUUGAUUCGCACCGUGGAUGAGAAUACGCUCAACAGACGACAGAUACUGACUGAAACCUUUGCCUAAACAACCACUCCCCGCCUGCAACAAUGGCUGUGGUCAUUCCUGAAGAGUUGGAAUUAAACGGUGAGAGAAAACAUCUCUGGAAAUGAGCAGAUGUAGCCAACCUGUCAGAACACAACAGCUUGAAUGAACUGCUCCACAUUGAGUCCAAACUGAUGGUCAUGAGGGUGAAACUUUGAGUGAGUUAAUUCAAAGAGGGUAUGAGAAAGAAAGCAAAAUGAAAGCAGACGCUCAGAAGAAGCAAAAUAGGGUGCCAUUUAAGUUCAGCGGCAUCCAGCGGGCCAGAUGCUCCUUUGUGCGCACAACUCUGAGACUGUGUGGGUCGCAGCCAGAGAAGAAAAAGUUGGGGUUCUGUACUUUUUUGUCGCCGUAGAGUCGUUCACAUUCAAAAAAGCAUGGUCCCAAUUUUUGGCGCAACAGUGUCUCAGCAGGAGAGAAGAAUCAGCACUCUUUGGUGGUUUGGUGGUUGCGUGGUCAAAAAUCACCUGCUGACUCAGUAUUUCCAUGUUUGAAUUGUUACUAGCUUGCAAAGGAUUUUGGUUCCGAGCUCAUCUGUUCGGUGGCUAGGAAGUGCAAGUCCAAAACCGCCACAGUUGAUGCUCUAAACCUCCACUUAAGGCAGAGGUGGGGAAUUAAAUUUCCUAAAGGGCCACAUUAGAAACUGUAACAGUUGUGAGGGGCUAUCAUCAAAAGAAAGACAGCGAUGACUACAAAACAUGAUGAAAAAAUAUCCCAAAUAUAUACUUAAGUCACAAGGGCAAAAUGAACCUAAGAAGAUUAAAUGUAAGGAUAUUAAGAAGUGUAAAUAUGCCAUGAAACCGAUUGAAAUACUUCAUUUUGCAUGCAUUUUGAAAAUAAAUCAACAUAACUAUGGACCAAUAUAUUUUCAAUAUUCCUUCAAUGUAUUUUGAGGAACAAGAAAAACACACAAAAAUACGAAAAUUAUAGUCUUCAAACAAGAACAUGCUAUAUUUACUGCUGAAGUGGUGGUGGUGACUAAAAGAGAAAAAAACAAAAAAAUCAGAAAAAUGUCAACAUAUCAGUUUUAGUUUUAGUCAAAAGGACCAUGAAAAUACAGGCAUUGGGCCACAUAUGGCCCCCAGGCCGCACUUCGCCCAGGUCUGGCUUAAGGUGUAGUGAGGAGCUUUGUCACGUGCCAGGUUGACCCGACUCUGUACCUUCCCAGGAGCAACAAACUGAGGCAAGCUCCAUGAGUGACCCUUCACCUCCAUGAUGGUUUGGCACACUCAGAAUCUUAUGUAGCUGAGAUAAGGGAAGUUUGGGAGUCCAAGGUGAAACUAUUGCCCUGGAACUGUCUCAGACAGGGUUUCUGUUCUCUACAGAUCUUGAAGAUGUGAGUUGAAGAAUAGUUAAUGAACACAAGUUUUCCGUGAAGUUUUUCGAUUCAUCAAACUUGUGUUUUGGCACCAGGGUCUCACAAGGCUGCUAAAAGCAAAACAUGCCGCCCUGUUACAACCGUCGUGCCCGUCCUCCCAUUGUGUCCUGUUGCUCUGAGCCACUGUGAAGGAGAGGAGGGCAAUGUGGACUCAUUUAAUCACUGGAGCUCAGCCAGACACACACAUACGCUGGUACAAACACACACACUCACAGAGACCUAUAGCACGCUCCUUCAUCCCACCUGCCAAUAGCAAUAAUAUGUGUCCUUCACUUAUCAUUUUCUAUCAUCAAUAUCAUUAUGCCCGCCACACAGCCAGGCUGGCCGGUCCAGGACGCCUCACCAACCCACACAUAAACACCAAACAUCUCCGUGUCCAGACUGCCAAGCACUGCAUUCCUCCUGACUUCUUUCUUAAUAAAUGUGAUCCCAGAUUCAGGGAGAGAGAGAGAGAGACCAGUGCUGUGCAUUAAAAUUCAUAGGAAAAAUGGCAAUAAAAUCUUUCUCUCUUUUCUGCUUCACACUCGCUACACUCACCCAUCUCUCUUUUUCGUUCCCUCACUUGCACACACACACACACACACACAUAUCCACUCUAAUUUUUUUCAUGGCGGCUGUUCACUAUCCCUCCUACUGGCUCGUCUUUCUCAGCAUCCCCCCUGCUGUCCUUCAUCCUUUAUUCUCUUCCUGCUCCCUGCCCCCUUUUGCCUUCCCUCUGUCUCGCUCUCUCUCUCGCACACACACAAACAUAUUUUUAUAUUUAUAUUCUUUCCCACACACACAUGGUUUCCAACUGCACCUCUGGCAGGUUGUGAUUUCCACUGUCAGAAAUUGCUUUUUCAAUAUCUCUCUCUCUCUCUAAUUAUGAGCCCUGCUAAGGGUCGUGCCACUGGAAUACCAAUUUCUGGCACUGCUUUCGCCCCCCUUUCUCACAAAAAUAUUUCGCUUUUUCAUGAAGUCAGACCUGGUAGAAUAAUCAUGUUUACAGGGACAACAACCUGACUGGUUAUCACAAGUUCCCCUUUGAGAAAGUAUUCAGUCUCAUGGAGAUGAAUUUUCAGCCUAAACGUGAGGCGAAUAUUAAAACAAAGACAGUUGGUGGAGACUCCAGAGCUGCAGGUUUAAAAAAAACAACAACUCCUCUUUAUUGUUGAAUUUACUGCUCAUUCCUUUAGGGUUUAUAGCUGUCGAGCUCAUAGUAAGACUUUUUCUACGCUGUAGUUUGUGGGUCUACAUCAUUCAUAUCCAUUAUCAGUUUUAAUUAUGAUGUAAUUACUUAAGCUCCGCCUCCAUCUACUCACAGUAAAAAGGUUCAAUGCAGUGUUUGCAUGAGCUGGCUCUGCCAAAGUGGGUAUCCUCAGGGAACUCCAGUUUGCUCCCCAUGGGUCAAACACCGAUAAGGUUAUGGGGAUAAAGGAAGAAGUAGCUCAGAGAUGGAUGUGGAAGUUUCCUGGUGGCACUAAGUGGAUUCAAGGCACAAGGGAGUUGAAAUAAUAGAUGCUUAUGUUGUUUUAUUUGGCAGAGACUGUCACUGCCAAAUGGCAAGUUUUAUAAAAUUGAGUCUUCACAAUCCUAUCCUAAAUUUGUGAUAUGCACGAUACGAUGAAGGAUUGAGUUACUCAUGGUCAUUCAGAAAAGAUCUGACUAUUUUUAAGAUUCCUUGGACUAGGUGUGUUCCAUCAUGCAGAACAGAGAAAAAAGGGCAUCUGCCACAGGGUAAAAACAAAAUGAUAAAAUUCAUGUUUAUACUGUUGGACUGGUUUAUUUGGAUUUACAAAACUGAACUAAACAACGAGUUAGUAUGCUUUUUUCAUAACCUCAUGACACCUGAGAGUGAGACGGGCUGUGGCAAGGACCUUGUGAGCACCAGAGGACGCCCUGUCAGAUACCAAAAUACAGCGAGGUGAAAUUAGAGGAAGAGAGUAACUUUUUUUCUGAAGGGUUCCUGCAAAAGGGCCACAUUUCUCUGGUAGAGACUGAGCACCAUGAGGGCUCUAUCUGUGCUGAAUAUAUCUUUUUAGAUCUAUCAUUUUAGAUGUGUGAAUGACCCAUUAUUAUCGAGUCAAGUUCAGUGAAAUCUAUAACUUCUUCACGAGUCAAAGAGUUUUCUGUUUAGAAGAUCAGUGUUGCCAUCUACACUAUAGGCAAAAAUCUUUCAAAUCAUAACCCAAGAACUGCCUGCAAAAUCUGCAGUGAAAGGGAAUAAUAGGGGAUAUUAAUGUAGCGAUGAACAUUCGACAUACCUCCAGCUUCAGGAAAUGCCCUCUGUGGGUCAUUUUCUGGAAUAACAAGAUCUUGUGGUUUUCCAGAACGUGUUUCGCAACUCCAGAAAUGUUGUGCAGUGGAAUGUGACCACGGGCCGCGAGUGGCCCUCAGGCCUGACUUUGGAGACACCGAUCGCCAGAAGGCGGGUCAUUACCACGUCAAUCAUUCCGUGAUGAUUGACGGAUGACAAUGCAGCGUUAGAAGUCAGUGUUCUGCACCUCCUCGGCUCUAAUCGCGUCUCAUGGUCCGAGGUUGCGCACCUUCAGCGCCGUCUGUUGUCGGUGGACGCGCAGCCGCGCCCGAGUGUGCGCUCAAUAUUAGAACAUAACAAACACACACAGCGAGAAGUCUGCUGCCACCCGGCACCGCUGCACUGUGGGCUUUCUGGAGUCUUGACGACUUGCGGUGAGAGAAGAGGAAAACCGCUGAAUCCCGAUCCAGCGACGCGUCCUCCAUCGCGCCGCCGACGCAGGAAAGGGUUAAACCUCACGCCGCUCCUCGGUGGAGCCGCCGUGAUGGACGUGUGAAGCCUUGUGGCACCAGCCCCGACCAAUCGCGGAAGAGCCAGCUUCCCCACGUGGGCUCUCUUGGCACUGAUUGGCUCUCCCUGGUCAUGUUUACUGCGCCUCGGCCGAACCCCACGUGGAGAUCUCAUUCAAUCUCUUUCUUUAAUUCCAAAUAACGAUCUAAACAAACUAUCUACCCGAACCAGUGAUAUUCGACUUCAGUUCGGCGACAGAAACCCUCCACUCGCCAUUACGACCCAAAUCUAUUGACCGCCAACGCAAGCCCGUAUUGACUGUGUUUGCGGUGGAAAAACCAGGGGUUUAUUGUUGUUUAUUUCGGAGAAACAAGGGCGUGUGGGGGCAGCAAACCGCCUCCUUUAAGAACGCUACUCCUAUGUAACGUCCCGGCGAGGAUCAGAGGAGGGGGAGUGUUGUGUGAAAGGGCCGAGCGGAGACAAAAGAGGCUGCGGCUGCAUUCACUGCUGCUGCUGCUGCUGCUGAGUUCGUCUCUCGAGCCGCAAACUCGACCGCACUCGCGCUCUCUGCGGCGGGAUUUGUACCGGAGAAGGAAACGCGCUCGUGAUAGCACGAGGCACCGCGCGGCGACUCGGAGGAAGCCUGUGUGUUGUAGCCGGCGUUGGCGCUGUCCCCCCUCGGGUUCUGGUGCUCGGUGCAGGGCUGGAGGUGGGAACCCAGAACAAAGAAGUGUCGAAGCGAGCCUCAACUAGCUUCACCACAACCGUCGGAACUGGGGCUCAAUGCCUUUGUGAGAGAGAGGGAGAGAGACCGGAACGUGAGCUGCUACUCCCCUGAAGGUUUCUAUCUCAGCCCGGAGUCGGAAGGACAAAAAGAAGUGGUGAAGAUGUUCCCUCAAAACCGACCACCAGCCCCUCUACAGCCACCUCCGGGGUCCUCUGCCUCUGUGGUGGCAGCUGCUGCAGCGGCGGCAGCGGCAUCAGGGACACCCCAGUCCCUAAAACUAACCUACCCAGAGACUCUGGACCGCAUCAAAGAGGAGUUUCAGUUCCUGCAGACACAAUAUCACAGUUUGAAACUGGAAUGCGAGAAACUUGCCACAGAGAAGACGGAGAUCCAGAGACACUAUGUUAUGUACUACGAGAUGUCCUACGGCCUCAACAUUGAAAUGCACAAACAGACGGAGAUUGCCAAGCGAUUGAACGUGAUCUGUGCUCAACUCAUCCCAUUCCUGUCACAGGAGCAUCAACAACAGGUGGUCCAGGCAAUGGAACGCGCCAAACAGGUGACCAUGGGGGAGUUAAAUGCUUCGAUAGGGGUACGUGGGCUCCCCCCUCUGCCUCAUAGCCAGCUCCAGGCCCAGCAUCUCUCCCAGCACGCACAGAGUUUGCCUGUGGGUCCACAUCCGUCGGGACUGCCCCACCCUGGUCUGGCCCUUGGUGGAGGGUCUGGCCUUUUGGCCCUCUCUGGAGCCCUGGGUGCCCAGUUGGCUGCUAAAGAUGAGCGAGCACACCUGGAGGCCGCUGCUGCAGCUGCAGCUGCUGCAGAGCACCAUAGAGAUCGUGACGCAGGACCUAGCUCUCUGUCCAAUGGGGAUAAGGGUCGACCGACAGACUACCUCAGCAACGGCAAGAAGAGGAAAGCUGAUGAGAAAGAGUUCAUGACCGAUUAUGGUAGCGAUGCAGACAAGAGUGACGACAACUUGGUGGUGGACGAGGACCCAUCUUCCCCGCGCAGCGUGCAGUCGUACUCAUCUAGGGAGAACGGACUUGACAAGAUUCCUCCGUCUCGGAAGGAAGGCCCACCUCAGGCUAGUCCCACAUCCCUGGCCUCUUCCAGCAGUGCUGCGUCACCAUCACGUGGGAAGGAAGCGCCACAGAGAGAGAAAUCCAGCACUCCUGGGAUGAAGCCCGGCACACCUAUGUCACAAGAGUCAAACACCCCUGGACCCAGUGGACCGCCCCAGUUCCGACCCAUUCCGGGGAAACCUGGAGUCGACCCUCUUGCCCUGGGUCUGAGGAACCCCCUGGCGGUUCAGGGAGCGUAUCCGCCAGGUGCUUUUGGCCUGCCUCCUCCAGGAGUGAACGGGGACCUGCCUGGGGCGGCGGGCUAUGGAGCAGGUCUGCACUUGGUCUCCCCUCAGAUGAAUGGAGCUGCUGCGGCGGCGGCGGCGGCGGCUGCUGCUGCCGCGGGCUACGGACGGUCCCCCGUGGUAGGAUAUGAGUCUCCACACCCUCAUAUGAGGGUCCCUGGGCUGCCCGCCAGUCUGCAGUCAGCCGCCUCUGGAAAACCAGCCUACUCCUUCCACGUGAGUGCGGACGGCCAGAUGCAGCCGGUGCCCUUCCCCCCGGACGCCCUGCUGGGUCCAGGGAUCCCUCGCCACGCCCGGCAGAUCCACACCCUCAACCACGGAGAGGUGGUGUGCGCCGUCACCAUCAGCACCUCCACUCGACACGUCUACACCGGCGGCAAAGGCUGCGUCAAAGUGUGGGACAUCAGCCAGCCCGGAACCAAGAGCCCCAUGGCCCAGCUGGACUGUCUGAAUCGGGAUAACUACAUCCGCUCCUGCAAGCUUCUGUCAGACGGCAGGACGCUGAUCGUGGGCGGCGAGGCCAGCACUCUGUCCAUCUGGGACCUGGCCACGCCCACUCCUCGCAUCAAGGCGGAGCUGACGUCCUCCGCUCCAGCCUGCUACGCCCUGGCCAUCUCUCCCGACAACAAGGUCUGCUUCUCCUGCUGCAGCGACGGCAACAUCGUGGUCUGGGACCUUCACAACCAGACGCUGGUCAGGCAGUUCCAGGGUCACACAGACGGAGCCAGCUGCAUCGACAUCUCCAACGACGGCACCAAACUGUGGACGGGAGGCCUUGACAACACUGUCCGCUGCUGGGACCUCCGAGAGGGACGGCAGCUCCAGCAGCAUGACUUCACCUCACAGAUCUUCUCUCUGGGUUACUGCCCAACUGGCGAGUGGCUGGCUGUGGGCAUGGAGAGCAGCAACGUGGAGGUUCUGCACGUCUCCAAACCUGACAAGUAUCAGCUGCAUCUCCACGAGAGCUGCGUUCUCUCUCUCAAGUUCGCCUACUGUGGAAAGUGGUUUGUGAGCACUGGCAAAGACAACCUCCUGAACGCCUGGCGGACUCCCUACGGCUCCAGCAUAUUCCAGUCUAAAGAGUCGUCGUCGGUCCUCAGCUGCGACAUCUCUCCAGACGACCAGUUCAUUGUCACCGGCUCCGGCGAUAAGAAGGCCACCGUCUACGAAGUCAUCUACUGAGCCGUGAUCGGCUGUGAAGAAAAAGAUUUAUAAAGUAGGGGGCGGAGCCACGGCCUCUCCCUGGACCAGUGACUGUACAGCGCGUGGGUGGCGUGGGGACACUAGACUCGUACUUUACUUUGUCUGUUACAGAUGGUAAGAAUCGGGCGCACAAAGUCACAUCUCUGGAAAAAAAACAAGUGUUUUUAUGCUCUGAAGGCGCUCAUGGUUUACAACGCCGCUAUUGUGGAAUUUGUCCAAAGACCUUUUUGUUGUCAUUUAUUUUCUAAAAAACAAAAUAAAACCUCUGUAGUGAAAAAUAAAUUAGUCAAACAUAUUUUUUUAGCAUUGGAAUUCUUUGCAAGCAGGUGGGACCACAGGUGAUGGAACGAGAGGCAAAUGAGAGGAGACAGAAGCGGGAAAGUUUCCGGGUGGAAACACAGUGCCCAUUUUCAAUCUGGCCCGCUCCGGUCCAGCCUGGACCACAAGCACAUGUCGGCUCCUCGGGGCAGCAGAUGUGUAGCAGAUGGCUGAACCGAGUUCUGUGAGGUUCCGGAGAUUUUUAAUUUCCCUCCUGGUUUAAUUUCAGCAGCAACAUGAUUGUAUCAUCCACACACACACACACACACUCAAACAUGUUAUAGCAGACAUCCUCCUUGCUUUUUUUAAAAAAAGAAAACCGGACUACAGUCAGAAAACCUCUCCUCCAGACAUCUUUAUCAAUUUUGGACUUCAAAUAUGCUUUUUCUACCUUUGGUUGUCAGGCCACAUCUGUUUUCACUGCAUUGUUCCUGUACAUGGAUGUGUAAAUAAA
This is a messenger RNA of Synchiropus splendidus (mandarinfish), 9785 nucleotides long. It is a transcript of the gene tle2a, whose product is annotated as TLE family member 2, transcriptional corepressor a. Gene Ontology annotation, molecular function: protein binding; transcription corepressor activity. The record is from RefSeq and is a predicted model, not a curated record. NCBI's taxonomy places the organism in Eukaryota, Metazoa, Chordata, Actinopteri, Syngnathiformes, Callionymidae. Bases 6605 to 8992 code for a protein of 795 amino acids. Gene Ontology annotation, cellular component: nucleus; transcription regulator complex. Gene Ontology annotation, biological process: negative regulation of canonical Wnt signaling pathway; regulation of DNA-templated transcription. The transcript has 20 exons.